This is a messenger RNA of Mercenaria mercenaria, 891 nucleotides long. RefSeq names its product chromatin complexes subunit BAP18-like. NCBI's taxonomy places the organism in Eukaryota, Metazoa, Mollusca, Bivalvia, Venerida, Veneridae. The record is from RefSeq and is a predicted model, not a curated record. Bases 141 to 629 code for a protein of 162 amino acids. Gene Ontology annotation, cellular component: NURF complex; MLL1 complex. The transcript has 6 exons.
UUUAAUCAAACAAACCAUCAUUUCAUUUCCGGUUGUUUGUUUUUCGAGUCAGCGGGAAAGAAUUGAAGAAAAAGAAGUUUCUGACGAAGAAAAUGGACAGUAAGAAAAGUCAGGUUUAAAUUUAUGAUCAACAACUCGAAAUGAGCUCAGCAAGCAAGGUGGGAGAGAUAUUUACUGCUGCCGGAGCAGCAUUCAGUAAGCUCGGGGAAUUGACGAUGCAACUUCAUCCAUCAGCAGAACCAAGUCCAGCAAGUGGAAAAUGGACAGAUCAAGAGGUGGAAGCUUUAAGAGCAUCAGUACGAAGGUUUGGAGAAGAUCUCAAUAAAAUCAGUGAUGUUAUAAAAAAUAGGACAACUACUCAGAUUCGUACGCAGUUGAAACGUAAGGCAUAUGAAGAUGCUGGGCUCCCUCCCCCAUCUGAACCUUCACCUAAGAAACAGAGUUCACAAAAACAACAGCAGCAACAACAAGCUGUAGAACAACAGUCAGCAAAGAAACAAGAAAGAAGAGAAGUAACGCUGAGUGCAUUGAAUGCUCCUGAAAGUGAUGUUGAUAUCGAAGGACUAGGAGAGGCUGGUGGUUCAAAGAAAUUAGACUUUGAUUCAGAUCUAGAUUCCAGUUUGUUAUGACGCGGAAAGAGAAGAAACUGAUGGCACAUUUUUUUUGUGGUGAAGUCUAUGAAAUAAUUCUAAAGGACACUUCAGAGAGGAGAUACUUAAUCGUUUUGUCACAAGAAUAAAAUGGCUGUUGCCAGACAGUUUGCACUACUAUGUAAUGUAAAAUCUUGUGUUAACAGAGAACCAUUAGGUUUCUCUGAAUAAAGAAGUUGUUCAUCUGCUUUACCACAGGUAUUUUUUUCAGAAACAGUUCUGCUUAUACUCGCACCAUCAA